Molecule: messenger RNA, 4961 nt
Organism: Priapulus caudatus
Lineage: Eukaryota; Metazoa; Priapulida; Priapulimorpha; Priapulimorphida; Priapulidae
Product: claspin-like
Exons: 25
Coding region: 198-4637 (1479 amino acids)
Biological process (GO): mitotic G2 DNA damage checkpoint signaling; mitotic DNA replication checkpoint signaling; activation of protein kinase activity
Molecular function (GO): anaphase-promoting complex binding
Source: RefSeq, a predicted model, not a curated record
GACGUACUGGCGGGAAUUUUGUUGUUUAUAAUUUUACUACUUUGAGUGUGACAGGUUUAUUGUUAUCUUGUGAAGCUACCUUUGUAAAGCUUUAUUUAUUUGUAAACAAUCUUAAACUGAAGCUGAAAGUGGCGCAGUAAUGAUUGGGUGUCACGGAAGUGCAAGUGCCAGUGGCAGUGGUUUUGCCACUCAGAAUUAUGAACAGCGAUGUAUUUGAUUCUGAGGAUUUAUUAGAUGACGAUAGGAAGUCAGAUGUUCACGAAUUCAGUGACAAUGAAUGCAGUGGCCCACUGGCUAUGGAUGGAUCAGAUGAAGAAGAUGGCUAUAGUUUAGACAGCAUUAAGAAGAAUGCAAGGAAAGGAUACAGACAAAAGUCAGAUAAGAAUAAUAAAGACAAAGGGGUAAAAGAUAAGAGACCUCGGAAGAGUGCAGAAGGGAGAAAUCAGAUCCACAGUGAAACACAGAGGAUUAUUAGACAAUCAAGCGUGUCCCUGCCGUAUCAUAAGCCGAAGCCACUUACGUUGGCCGAGUUUCUCACCCGAAAGAAAGAAACGCGCCCAAUAAAGUUGACACCAAGUGAGAUACGUCAUGAAGCCAAAUUGCAGAAGGCAGCAUCACGGAAGGAGCCUCGUCGUUCUUUGCCCGAUCUUGGCGGAAACGACGAUGCUACUAUCCAGACGGAAAGUUCCUUGUGUGUGUCAAACGACGAUGCUACUAUCCAGAAGGAAAGUUCCUCGUGUUUUUCAAACGACGAUGUGCGUGACUGUGUCAACGGAACCAAUGACGAGCUGCCAGAUCUCAGCAUUGUCAUCGGCCAGAGUGCUGCGGUCGGCGAGACCCCCAGUGCGUCCGGUGAUAGAGUGGAGACGGGAGGUAUGCCUGAGGAUAGUGUGGGAAGAAAUGUGGCUCAAGACGCGAGUUUUGUCGCCGUAGACAUCGAUCUGCCAUCAUCAGUUGCUCCUCUAACUCCAAGUGACGAGAAAGCAGAGUCUGUAGGUCUGAGUGUCCACCCAGAUACGAACGCGAUCGAAGGAGAUAGCUGGCAACCAGUUACUAAUCGGGAAAGUGAAGCUGGUGACCUCGUACAGGAAAGCGAAUCCCUGAACCUCGUACAGGAAAGGGAAUCCCUGAACCUCGUACAGGAAAGCGAAUCCCUGAACCUCGUACAGGAAAGCGAAUCCCUGAUCCUCGUACAGGAAAGCGAAUCCCUGAACCUCGUACAGGAAAGCGAAUCCCUGAACCUCAUCCUGGAGGAAGAUGAGAAGGGGAAUCCUGCUGUCGACCAGAAAAUGACAGCUGUGGUCGACGCGUCGCCAGAGAGAAAGGCAAAGUCUUUCCGCUUCGACGACGACUUGGACGACGCAGAAGCAGCUUGGCCAGGCGUCGGUGAGAGUCAGGACUGUGCACCCUCGACGUCGGGGUUGAUGUCGCCGAGGAGAAGGAGCGGAGUGACGCCGAAACUUGCUGCUCUGAAGCUACAAGCUCUGAGGAAUGCGCGUGUGGCGCCUCGUCUAAGCAGCGGGCCGAAAGAUUAUAUUAAACUCUCCGGGCAAGAGAUGGCGCCACCACAGCCACGCGGCAUGGUUGACCUGAAGCAGCGGUUCAUGAAGCACACUGCAAAGCAAACGCCACGUCGACGACACGAUGUGCAGCUGCAUAUUGUGCAUAAAGAGGCAGACACACAGGGAAAGGAGAUACUGGUCACUGAUUCUAUCAACGUGUCAAUCUCAGGAGAUGAAGAGACUAACCUUCAGCAUAAUAAACCUGGAGCAAAACUGCUAAAGCUGCGUGAAUCCCUAAAAGUGAAAAUCAAGGAAAGAAGAGACCAGAGCCUGCAACGAAGAACCGAACUGUACAAGCUUGAUAAUGAGGAGGAAUGUGAGGGAGAAGAGGAAGAUGUUGAGGAAGAGGAGGAAGAAGCAGAAGAGGAGCUCACAACAGAUGAAGAAAGUGAUGAACAGGUUUCCGAGAACAAGGUUAAGAGAAAGAAAUCCAAAUGCACUUACGUAACCGAGGAGUGUGAAGAAGAAGCAGCAGAAGGUGGUGAUGAUAGUGACGACGAUGAUGAUAAUGAGGAAGAGGAUGAUGAAGGAGGAGAUGCAGAUUCAGAGGCUGAAGAUGAAGAUUUACAGCAGGUCGAAGAAGGUGGAGUAGAAGAGGAAGAGCAGAUGGAGUUGACUUUACACACAGACUCGGAGAGUGAUGAUGUACCAGAUGAUAAGGGGGGAGAGAGCCGUUCGAUCGCAUCAAAGUUUACUUGGAAGCAAGUAUCCCCAGUCUGUAACUCCAUCAACACCAUCCAGGACCUCUUUGGCACAGGGCCUAGCUCAAGUGAUAAAAGCAGGAGUCCUGCCCUUACGAAUCUUAAAAAGAGGCUCAGCCAUGAAACUAUGCAUGGAGCCCUGUCACAUCAAAAGUCAAAGGACCUAUUUGAAGAGCAUGAGUCCCACCCUGCUCGUAUGGGCUUUAUGACUGCAUCUGAUCCAGACUCAAGUUUCGAGUUUGGCGGUUCUAUAAUUCCUCCAAACCAACCAGCAGUAGGCAUGACAGAAGGUGGAACCAAUAUACAAACCCAACAGCCGGAAUUUCUCACUCCUAUGCCAAGAGAGAAAGCAUUUGCUUUAUUAAGAUCGGAUUCCAACAGCACCAAAAUGUUAAUGCCUGUUGAAGACUCUCAGGACUUGUACGAAGGCACGACUGGAAAGCAGGCGACAGUCAGUUCGUCGAGUGAGUCACAGCUUGGUUUUCGUCUGCCAAUGUACGAGGACAGCCAGUUGAGCCAGUUGCUGGAUGCAGAUGGCUUCUUAAAGACGAGGAAGAGCAGCGAUAAGAAGAGCCACAAGCAGAAGCUGCCGAUGACGGAGGAUGACAACGCGGCCGACAUGGGAGAGCUGCUGCAGCUCUGCUCGGGGCAAUUUGCGACAGACACGCCCAGCAGCCAGGAGCGCAAGUCCGCGAAGAACCUGUUUGGCUCGCGUGCAGACGACGGCGAGACGAUGGAAGAUCUCGUCAACCUGUGUUCGGGAACGUUCGGCGCGAGUAGCGAACCGCAGACGAUGUUCGCUGCGGGUGGAGAAGCUGGAGGCGUGUUCGGCGGUGGCGAGUCGCGCCUCAAAGGGAUAUUCGGAAGUCAACUCGACAGAGUUCCGAGCAAAGCCAACAUGAAGGAGGUCGUCGGACUUUGUUCUGGCACCUUCUCUGCUGAGCCAAGCAUUGAACCAGAUGAGCCAACAGCAGUCGCCCCGUCAAAUUGUGGGAGCAGCUCCAUUGCAUGCUCUGAGACAUUUACACCCCAUCUAAGCAGUAACGGUCACCAGGAAACCAAUACUGCAUCGAUAAUGGCAACGUCACAGGAUAACCAUCUUGGGUUUACUGGCUUCUUUACUGGCGGCGGACGCCCAACCCCGGCCGACCCCGAGGAGGAGGCGCAGGACGACGAUUUCGUGAUUGUGACAGGUCACAACUUUGACAGCGACGACGACGACGACGAUGACGAAGACGACGAUGAAUUUGUCGUUUGUCGGCGGAGAAAGGCGCGGCCGCCGACGGCUGAGUCGGAUGCGGAGGCGAGCGACGACGCGUCGGCGAACAUCGACUUUGAGCCGAACCUCGGCGACCUUGGCUCGGGGGUCAAGAAGCGAAGGUCGAGAAUCCGGAGGCCGGUGUUUAGCGACGAGGAGGAAUCGAGCGUUGUUGCGCACGAGUGGCAGGCAGCGGAGGACAAUUCUAGCAGGGGCUUUCAACUCAUUGCGAACACUAGAAAACAGGUCAUCAGUAAAGAAUUUCUUGAGGCAGAGGCAGAGUUGUCCGGCAGUGAGGUGGGUAGCGAUGAGGAUUGGGAUGGGGCAGAGGAGGAUGACGUUAUGGAGGAGGAGAUGGGAGACAUUGAGGACCUUCCCUCCAACAAUGAACUACGAGAUCAGAUCAACAAGGUUCACAUGAAACAAAUGAUAGACGAUGACAACAGAGAGCUGAGGCUAUAUCAGGAGGCCUUCUUAGAGGAUGGAGACUUGUGGAAUGGCAGCAAGGGUAGACAGCGACAGUUCAAGUGGAAAAAUAUAGAUGACAUAAAUGACGCCGAUCGACCCUCCGGCUAUGGGUCUGAUGAUGAGAAUGUGGUCAGAGACGAUGUGGAUGAGCAGGAUAGCCAGUGGCGUAAAGCCAGGUUUGAGAGAGACCAGUGGUUGCAAGACAACAAGAAAUCAAUUGAUGCAGAGUUACCAGAAGAUGAGCAGAGUCAACGUUUCAAGUUUGACGAUGCAGUUUUCAAGAAAAAAGAAAACAUACAGCAACAAAAGCUAUUACCUAGUAACCAAACCAACACAGCAAAGAAGGAUGGAGCACCAGUAACACCUACGAAAAUGUUCAAACUAUCUCAAUGGAAGGGCUCGUUCCUGUCUAGAGGAAAGCAUACACUUAGCAAGCUGGCAGCGAUGACUAAGAGUGAGGGCAAUGUUAAUGGACCGAAAAAUUCGAAGAAUUUCGUAUUCGCAGCUGUCUCAUCUGAAACAGAGGGACGGAACACGCAGGUGAGAAGGCCGGCUAGCAUGCCAGCCGUGCAGCCAUCGGUUAAGAAACCGAGGCUUGAUACCGAUGCAAGCAUGUCACAGAAUUCUAUCUUCGAUCUGUUCAAAUGAGGUCUACCCACUCAACUGUAAAGUCGGACAUUUUGUCAAUGGAACGGUAGUUGCUGAAUAUAAAACGCAAGCCUAAUAUGGAUCAGCUGUUCACUGCCACUAUCAACUAUCCAUCCAACAAGGGCAUGAUAAUUGUCUAUACGUACCUUAUUUAUGCAGUCAUGCAGCCAGAACAAGAGCUUCACAAAACACGUCUCUCGUGUACGCUGCAUGCACACGAUAACACAUUUUUAUAGAAAGGGUAGGGAUUUUUGGUGUCAGGACAAAUACCCCCCGGACAAUCACCCCCCGGACAACUUACCCCCCAUGCCAUUUACCCCCCAU